AUGUGUGCAAUAAACGCGUGCGGCGUCUCGAUCCUGCCGCUGAUGACGCUGCACAUGACGGACCUGGGCCUGACGUACGCCGACGUGGCGCAGGUUUACGUCUUCAUGCCGGUCGCCUCCUUCCUCGGACCCCCUUGCCAGCCCAGCGCCGGCCUGCCAGCCUCCAGCCGGACCACGUUCUGGGUGUACUUCGCACUGCGGAUGGUGGGCGUGUUCUUCAUGGCGCCGUCCUUCACGCUGCUGGACGCAACUAACCUCGCGUUGGUGAGGCAGCACAAGACGCCAGGGCAGAACUUUGGCCGCCAGCGCGUGACGGCAAUUGCUGCCACCAUCAUCGUUCCGCCACUCGUCGGUGUCAUCAUCGACUUAGUGAGCACGCCUGCUAUGCCCAGAUCCAUUUGUCUGAGUGGUCUGAAAUCCUUUACUUUCGUUGGCAUCUGUAUCACUUGUGCUCAACGUCCUCUUGCAAUGUUUCUGCCAUGCACUGAUGUGCUGUCUACGUGGUUGAUUCCAGGCAAGACGAAUUACGGCCCAGCCUUCUACUCCAUGGACCUGUUCGUUGUCUUCACCGUCGUCACUCUAUACGCCUGCAACUUAAAGGUGGCGCUGCCGGAAAAGGCCCACUUCCGUCAAGUCACCAAGAUUCUGAAACGCCCGGAGACCCUCGUUUUCAUAUUAGCUGUCGCCCUUUUGGGAUCCAUGUGGGGAUUUUUGGAGAACUUCCUCUUUGUUUUCCUGAAGAGUCUCCAGGCACCAACGUAUUUAAUGGGUCUGACCAUGACGGUGGCCGGCCUAGCAUCGCUGCCCUUCAACUGGUGGUCAGACGCCAUCUGCAGGAAGGUCGGCCACAUCAACGUCCUCCUUGUGUCGUUCGCCGGCUACACCUUGAGAUACAUCGGAUAUUCCUUCAUCAGGAAUCCCUGGCUGUGCUUCCCGUUCGAGCUGCUGGAGGUGGUCACCACUCACCUGAUGUGGAAUAGUGCUGCCACCUACGCUGGACAACUGGCGCCGCCUGGGCUGCUGGCUACACUCACCGGACUGGCUGGAGCCCUGCACUACAGCUUUGGCCGCGGCGUCGGCAGCUUCAUCGGCGGCUACCUGAUGGCGCUGUCCGGACCGGCCUUCACCUUCCGGACCAUGGGUAUCGGCAGCGGCGUGGCCGGCGCGCUCUACGCCAUCGUCUACUACGGCUGCCUCCGUCAGAGGAUCUCCCAACGAGAGGAGCGCCAACGUGCUAAGAAGACCCAGCAAAAUGCUGACCCGAUGGAGGACCCGCACGAGCUAGCGGCAAUGCUGGAGGAGCACGCCAUCGCCACAGUGUAGUGCCAACAGUGUCCUGGCGGCUGAGCCGGCAACGCUGGGGGAGCACGCCAUCGCCGCAGUGUAGUGCCAACAGUGUCCUGGCGGCUGAGCCGGCAACGCUGGAGGAGCACACCAUCGCCGCAGUGUAGUGCCAACAGUGUCCUGGCGGCUGAGCCGGCAACGCUGGAGGAGCACACCAUCGCCGCAGUGUAGUGCCGACAGUGUCCUGGCGGCUGAGCCGGCAACGCUGGAGGAGCACACCAUCGCCGCAGUGUAGUGCCAACAGUGUCCUGGCGGCUGAGCCGGCAACGCUGGAGGAGCACACCAUCGCCACAGUGUAGUGCCGACAGUGUCCUGGCGGCUGAGCCGGCAACGCUGGAGGAGCACACCAUCGCCGCAGUGUAGUGCCGACAGUGUCCUGGCGGCUGAGCCGGCAACGCUGGAGGAGCACACCAUCGCCGCAGUGUAGUGCCGACAGCGUCCUGGCGGCCGAGCCGGCAACGCUGGAGGAGCACACCAUCGCCGCAGUGUAGUGCCGACAGUGUCCUGGCGGCUGAGCCGGCAACGCUGGAGGAGCACACCAUCGCCACAGCGUAGUGCCGACAGUGUCCUGGCGGCUGAGCCGGCAACGCGGGGGGACUACACCAUCGCCACAGUGUAGUGCCGACAGUGUCCUGGCGGCUGGGCCGGCAGGCAUCCCGCCAUAGAGCCCUCGCCACAGCGGUGACGAACACCUCGCCCCAGGCAAGCAGCUGGAGCGACGAGACUCGCUCCACAAAGCCGACUGAAGCGGGCGUUGUGCGGUCGCUGGGGCGUUUCGGCGCGCGUAGUUACGUCAAGCCGUCCAGUAGGGAAUUCGGGCCAUCUGGCCCUCGUGCCACCAUUCAUUGCUUGGUGAAAGAGAUUGGGCCUACCAAAAAAGUUGCAAAAUUGCCUUUCUCUUGGUUAAGGCGUGAAUUACGAGUCCAAAUUUUGAUUUUCACCACUGGAAAUGUCGAACAACGCAGACGUGCUCCUUUUACACCUUUCUCCUAAGCUGAGCUCACAAUCAUGAUAGGAACAAAACUGCCUCUCUAUUUAAGAAUAUUAAAAAUUUCAUAUCACUAUGUGACAAUCAUCUCCUGUUAGACUCAAGAUAAACCCAUGCUGCGGCAUUGACGUAACGUAGAGAACGACGCCUGGUAAACAGAAAUCUGCGAGUGGAGUCGGAAGAACUCUGCGACUUUCCAUGAAUUUAUUUUUUUUUAAACUUGCUACGGGCCCAAUCACUUCAAACGCACAUGCUCAAAUGGGUUAACAGUUGACAAAUAUGAUAACAUGAUAACCAUGAUAGGGUAGCGAAGUAGCACGGAUGUAGCCUAGUCCUGCAUUACGGCAUUUGUCUAACCGCUAGGUAUAGUUAGUAGCAUCCCGAUGCUUAGAGGGUGCCGUGCGAACCCACUCCCAAAACAGAUGUUUACUCAGGUAUGCUGAGCAUAUGGAAGAGCGAAGGCAUCUCGAACCUUGCGCGCGGUAGAAUUAUUGCCGCCUGUCUUGCCCACGCCGCGGACCGCGCGCGUUGACCGCGAACAUGACGAGAAGGCCGGUCACACGGAAGGCCAGUCGCAUGCCUGUGGAUGGAGCUACAUGUUGACGGAUCGAAGGACCACAUUCAGCUGAGCAGAUGGCAACAAGUCAGCUGUUGCAGCGGCCAUACGAUGGCUGGGAAACCUUGCGACUGGUGGUUGGCAUGGUCAGCAGAUAUGGCUGCGUAAACGACGCUUGUCGUCUGGUAGGUAAAAGAUGGUCCACAUGGGAAAUUAGUGAAUCUAUACCCGUUUUAUAUUUGCAGGACCAUGAAUGUUACUUCACCCGUGUGAAAGUGAUAUAAAGAUGCACCUCCAAGCGUUGCAUCACGCGUCGAUAAUAAGCCACCAGCAUGUAUGUUUUGCCUGUUCUCAACGCGAAGCGCCUUCGACAUGAUGUUGUCGAGGAAAUCACCAUACGCAGCCCGCGUAGCAUAGGGUUAUUGUGAAAAACGUGACGAUCAAAUAAGGCAAGUAUCAACAUCAGUUCGUCAUUAGGUAACCUUGACAUCGUUCAGUCCGGUGACCAUUAUCUCGAAAAGAGUGCGAUCCAAAAAGAACUGCACAGUCCAAAAAGAACAGCACGUCGGUCUACGUAACUUUAGGCUCCCGUCUGAGAAUCCACGUAAUGGUGGAUCUGGAUAAGCAUGCCUGCAAGCUGGUUGCAAGUAAAGCAUUGGACGUCCGUCAGCACAGUCACGUAAGGCCACCAAGUCUGCAUGUCAGGUAUGCGCAGACCUACUUCAUCAGGGUAUUUUUAAACCGUUGGUAGCUUUUUCUAGACCGUCAAGCGUUUGUUACGUUGGGUGGG
Molecule: messenger RNA, 3678 nt
Organism: Pollicipes pollicipes
Lineage: Eukaryota; Metazoa; Arthropoda; Thecostraca; Pollicipedomorpha; Pollicipedidae
Product: major facilitator superfamily domain-containing protein 6-A
Exons: 9
Coding region: 1-1323 (440 amino acids)
Cellular component (GO): membrane
Source: RefSeq, a predicted model, not a curated record